Molecule: messenger RNA, 3693 nt
Organism: Lachnellula hyalina
Lineage: Eukaryota; Fungi; Ascomycota; Leotiomycetes; Helotiales; Lachnaceae
Exons: 5
Coding region: 1-3693 (1230 amino acids)
Source: RefSeq, a predicted model, not a curated record
AUGUCGAAAAGCCUUUUUGGUUCCAACGUUGCGAACAAUCGAAACCAAGAGCUGCGAGAAACAUCCGAUACCAAUACUGCCGUCGCCGCCGCCGUCGCAGCAGCAGCAGCGGCUCGAAAAGAACAGCGAGAACAGGAGCAGGUUAGGGCGUUGUUUGAGCUUGGACUGCUGGGAAGAGGUGACAAGCCUAAGAAGCGAGAGAAGGGCAGGGACAAGGACAAGGUCAUCCCCAGUGGACCCGGAGCCCGUGUUCCAGGCUUACACCCGAAAAAAGACACCCUCCAGAGUCUUGGAUUGUCUCGACAGCCAUCAUCAGUCGACUCUUCGCACCCGAGGAACGGCAGCAGUAAAGGCUCGAACGACUUGCGGCGGCGAGCAGGCGGAGGGAUGGCAGGAAUGUUGGAUACGGAUCGGAGCCGCACGAGGCGCGAGAGGACGUUUGUCGGCAGCGAGUGUGCAGUCUGCGAGGAGCCAUUAGAGCAUACCCUUCGAGGAGAGCGCAUCCUACAGUUUUCCUGCGGCCAUGUCUCCCACGAAGCCUGCUUCUACGAAUAUAUCAAGGAGUUCGAGUCCCAAUAUUGCCCAACUUGCAAUGCACCCCUCGGUCUUGAUACGAGUAGGGGAGGAAAUGUGCUGGAUAUUGGUAAGACCUUCGUUGCUGAGAAGUUAAGUAACAUCGUGCGAUCAGUCUCCGCCAGCGACCAGUCAAUGAGAUCAGAACAGACGACGCCUGUGCCUUGGGAUAGCCAGACCGCGCGGCCGCAUAGCAGAGAAUCGGACAGACCACAAGGCAGGCAGAACAGUCGGGAUGCCAGAACCAGUGUUUCGGGAGAUAGUAAGGACAGCAGGGAGCGCGUGGAUAGAUAUGGGGCUUCUUCACGGAAUGGGCACUCUCGAAGUGAUUCAGCAGAGGUCGCCGGCGAUAGCACUUGGCAACAAACCCGAAAUAACUCUGUGGCCACUGCAAACUCAGGCGAUAGAUGGCAGCAGCCACAGCCACCGCAACCGCAGGGGCAUGCUCGAAACGAUUCAAUGACUACUGGCGUACAAUCUGUGAAUUACUCUGAAAGCGCACUGAGUGGUCCUCAAAGGCGACACGAUUACGAUGCGCAGUCUAUGGAUUCUGGUCUUAUCAGUCCUCGAUCAAGUGUCUCCAGGAAUCCAAUCCCCCCGCCGUCUGUCAGCGUCCGGUCAGAAUUCCCGACUCUCAAUAGAUCACGCCAACAGCAAACUUUAACUUGCCUAGUCACCGUGGAGAUUCCCGACAAUAAAUGGCGCCCUGAUCUUGAUGAUCUCCGCUCGGCACCCCCUUUGCCUGGACUAAGACCUGAAGACACCUAUGCUAGACCCCCAUCUCCUGCCCAAAGUGCCCCCCGUUUCUAUCCCUACGAGUCGCAAGAAGUAUUGGAAGAUAUCACAGAAAACCUGCGAUUGAGGGUAGAAAAUUGGCACGGUCUUGACUUUAACAGAUUUGGAAAGCUUCGUCUAUAUGGCACAAUUCGCGUUGGAAAGGACAGGCAAUCCUGGCAAGAAUUAGAGUGUUUUCUCUUUGCGGAAAUGCUCAUCUGUGUGAAGGAGAAAAGAGUAGCAAUCCCGCAAGGUUGGGAGGAUACAGUGCCAAACCAGAAAACUACUCGAUGCACUUUGAAGGGAUCUAUCCUGAUCAAGAAGCACUUGAAUGAGGUCAUAGAAUCUGGCGGUAAACCAAACCUUGGUCAGACCGAGAAAAUCACGAUGUCUAAUCUCAGACCAGUAGAAGACAACAUUCUUACCCUCAGCCUUUCAGUAGCCGAACUACCUUCGUUCCAUCUGAAGUUCGAAAAUCGAAAUCAGUUGAAGUUAUGGAAACAAGCUUUACUCGACCUAAAUGCUGUCGAAUCUCCUGUUCGCAGCCCGGAUUAUGACCUGUCAGAGACAGACGAAGAAGACUGGCAAAGGGUUACUAACCCUCCUCAGCGAAAUCCCUCGGUGAAUUCGUCUUCAAAUGGUGGAGCUAGAUCCGCGACGACUGCCCCCACUGAGUAUACCAACAAAAGAGAAGUUCGUCUACCUCCGACGAUCCACGUCCCGGUCGAUAUCGUUGUUGUGCUCCCGAUAUCCUCGUCCAUGCAAGGAGUCAAGAUCAGCCUCGUUAGAGAUGCGCUCAAAUUCAUGGUUUCAAAUCUUGGAGAGCGCGAUCGUAUGGGUCUUGUCACAUUCGGAUCAAGCAACGGCGCAGCUCCCCUGGUUGGCAUGACCACGAAGAGUUGGAAUGGAUGGUCUAAUGUCUUAGCGUCUGUCAGGCCCAUGGGACAGAAGAGUCACAGAGCUGAUGUGGUUGAGGGCGCAAACGUCGCAAUGGAUCUCCUCAUGCAAAGGAAGUCGAACAACCCGAUAGCCACCAUACUCUUGAUCAGCGACUCCUCGACCUCAGAUCCUGAGAGCGUUGAUUUCGUUGUAUCAAGAGCAGAGGCAGCAAAGAUCGCUAUUCAUUCAUUUGGUCUCGGAAUGACCCACAAGCCAGAUACGAUGAUCGAGCUAUCAACACGAACAAAGGCAUCGUACACCUAUGUCAAGGACUGGAUGAUGUUGCGAGAAUGUCUUGCUGGUUGCCUCGGAGCUUUGCAAACGAUGUCUCACCAAAAUGUGAAGCUGAAGAUGAGACUACCCGAGGGAUCCCCAGCAAAAUUCGUGAAAAUCAGCGGGGCACUACAGAUCACGAAACGAGCCACCGGAAAAGAUGCCGAAGCUUCGUUGGGAGAUCUGAGAUUUGGCGACAAGAGAGAUAUCCUUGUACAACUUGUUAUCGCGCCUGAUAACGCUUCGCAAGAGCAAUUGCCUCAAGACCCUUGGGAAUCAAUCGUCUCGGGACUCGAAGCACUGGGAGGUCCUCUUGAUCAGGAAGAUCAGCGCACAUUAUCUGUCGAGGAAGUUCCUCUCAUCCAAGCCGACCUUACAUGGGGCGAUAUUCUCCGCGACGGGACGCUCACGCAUCUUCCUCGUCCAUCGCUCCUCGCAAUCACUAUGCUUCCCGCAUCACCAAAUCAAAAGAAAUCUGCCUGGCCCAAUGCCCCUCAUAUUCCCCCACAUCCCAGCGUCGUUCAGAGACGAAUGGAACUCCUCACCUCGGAUAUGCUCACACGUGCUCUGACGUUGGUAUCAAGGGGCCAACAUGAUCGUGCGCAGCAUCUUCUCAACGAGACCCGCUCCAUCCUUAAGGGUUUGGGCAAAGGUGGUCUGCCUCCAAUUCCACCACCUUCCCAGUCCCAGAAGUCACCUUACCGAGCUUCCACUACGGAAGGCUUAUCCCCAACCACUAGCACAACACCUGACCGUCGUCAAACACCGUCUCCCACCUCUGCUAAUGCUGCCACUUCUAAUCAGAGUGGAGGCCCUAUUCCCCGUCAUCACUCGAAUGAUGCUCUCCAAAUGAACUCUUCUCCUGGGAUCGAUCCCAUCACUGUUGCAGCUCUAGAUUCAGAGCUUGAAUCCAGCCUAGAAUGGAUUAAUCACCCUGCAGUAUUUGGACGAGAUUCGAGAAAAGCUGUUCUCCAGGCAAUCGGAGUCAUCAGCAGCCAGCGAGGCUACACCUUCCGUACCCCCAUUGAGAGUCUUUGGUCCGGACGAGUUUCCGGCGUCAAGCGCCUCACAGAACGCAGUCGAGAGUGGCGAGAAGAAGGCGGAGGUGAAGGAGGCAUCAUGGAAGAGAGCUAA